Melanotaenia boesemani (Boeseman's rainbowfish) is the source of this 3344-nucleotide messenger RNA. RefSeq names its product UPF0472 protein C16orf72 homolog (gene hapstr1b). The coding region runs from base 231 to 1022 and encodes 263 amino acids. The record is from RefSeq and is a predicted model, not a curated record. The transcript has 4 exons. Lineage: Eukaryota; Metazoa; Chordata; Actinopteri; Atheriniformes; Melanotaeniidae.
UUCGCAUUCUUUAAUUUAGUGUGUAUAACACUGGGCGUGCGAGCGGUGCAGACAAAUGUUGACAAUGCGGCUCUAACAGCACUUUUGCUUUUCUUCAUUUUUGUUAGAGAUUUGUAACGUAUUGCCCUAAUAUCACUUAGAAGGGAUAUAAUCGUAGUGCGAAAGACAAGAGUCGCAUAUUUAACUCGAAGGCUAGCUGGCAAGCUAUUAGCUAACGCCUAACGUUAGCUAUGGAGGAGAGGAAGGAGGAGGGAGAAGCCGAAAUCCAAGAGCACGGCCCCGAGCACUGGUUUUCGAAAUGGGAACGGCAGUGCUUGGCAGAGGCAGAACAGGAUAAUUCCAACGAAGAGGAGACAGAACAAAGUCAACAAAAGCUAUGGCACCUUUUUCAGAACUCUGCUACUGCUGUGGCACAGCUCUACAAAGAUCGAGUAUGUCAACAACAAGGCCUCUCCCUCUGGGUGCCCUUCCAGAAUGCUGCCACAGCUGUCACUAAUCUUUACAAAGAGAGUAUGGAAGCCCACCAGCGGAGCUAUGACCUGGGUAUCCAUUUAGGUUAUCAGCGCAGAAAUAAGGAGGUGAUUGCAUGGGUAAAGAAGCGCAGAAGAACUAUCAGACGAGAAGACCUGAUUAGCUUCUUGUGUGGCAAAGUUCCCCCUCCACGGACAGCUCGUACCCCACCCAAAGUUGCCAUGGUCUCUGCAAGUCGGUCAUCGCCCCCGGAGACGGACAACUCUGUCGAGACUGACUUGCAGCCCUUCAGAGAGGCCAUAGCCCUCCAUGGCCUGAGUGGUGCCAUGGCUAGCAUUUCUGUUCGUUCUGGUCCUCCUGGUUCCCCAACUCACCCUGCCCAGCCCCUCAGUCGUCGUAGGAAUGGUCUUCAUGACAUGGACCUCAACACCUUCAUAGCUGAGGAGAUGGCACUUCAUUUAGAUUCUGCUGCCAGUCGUAAACGAGGCUCUGCACCCUGUAGUGAUGUCAUCACAGACUCACCCACUCAUAAACGGAACAGGAUGCUCUGAACUUUUCUUUCAUCAAUAAUUCCUCUGCUGUCCUCUACUUGGUGGCCGAUUGGACAGGUGAUGGGGACUGAUGCCUUGGCUAGCCAAUAAAAUCUUCCUCCACAAGCUCUUUUCAGACAUGAGAUGUGUAGCAUUGUUGGUUUCUUCAAUCUGACAAAGCGAUAUCAGUGAGUCAUUCAGACAUUGGUAACUUUCUGUUAAUAUUUCUAACUUCUUCAGUAAGACAUACAUACCUGUGAAAGUGACUGACAUAGUCACAGCGCCAUAACUAUUCAAAUUAGCAUGCCAAAUGUACAGUGAUUGUGUAAACCAUAGCAGCAGCGGUGGUUGGAAUCAGCUGAAAUUGUCACUUUUCUACAUAUUUAAGCACAUUAAACAUUGUUAUGGUUGUGAGGGUUUUAUUGCAUUACAGUAACGGCACAGUUGGUGUAAAGUCAAAAAGUUCUUGUCUUUCACCUGAGGACAUUGCCACCCUUGGUGCUUUGUGUCAGUUUAGGAGCUGUGCUACAAACAUAAAUAAGUCGUUUAAGAGUUAGUUUGUGCAUCUAAACAUGCUGUUUUGCAAUCACAAUGAGUAUCAAGCAGCAUGGUGUUUAAACUGGAUGUCAAAAAUAAAAAUAGGAGCUGUAGCUACAGCUUAAACACUAAAUGGUAUUGAUAUUCGUUAGAAAAAAAAUUAGUCCUGCAGCUGAUAAUUGUAGGUAAAAUCAUGAAGAAGGAAAGUUUGAACAGUGCUGUUUUUUUUACUACUAAAUCCAACAAUACAAUCUGCCAGAUUACUGGAAACAACUGAUCAGAUUUCAAAUUGACCCACCGCUGCUGUGCUGCCAGCCCAUUAAUGUGACUGCGGCACUUCAAAUUUGUACCUUACAAAUGAAAGGGAUGCUUAUAUGUUGUUCAGUCUGACCUGGUCAGAUUGCUGUUGCAAAUAUGUUACAGAAAAGCACCGGUGGUGUGAUUGGCAUGACGUCGUCAGGGUAAGUGACCACCACAUAAAUGGAAAGCAGUGCAUGUCUGAAAGGGGCUUUAGUUGCAAUGUUACAAUAAAGAAAAACUUGAUUAUCAGCCUGGAUUUUCAGCCCGUUCAUUAUUUCCCACCUGUCAUUUCUCAUCUUAACAGAAAACUUCUCACUCAUCCUCUUCAUAGUAAAAUCAUGUUUUCUAAAAAAUGUGUCUUCCUUGUUUGUUUGGUUGCCCUCAAUAGUUUUGGCAGUGAACCACACUACACUUAAAACCUUUGAAACUGCAGAAUGUUUAAUUGGUUAUUGCUUAUUUGUGAUUCACAUUUUUAAUUAGAUUAAUUAGACUAGCCUACUUUUUGCAUUUCUCUUUCCCCCCCCCCCUUUCUACUAAAACACUUCCUCUUUAGUGGCGUGUGGGCUAAAUCAGGCUGGACUGAAAUCUGGGCUCUUCAGGAGGCUGAACUGACUGUUGGGCUUCACUAAAAAGCAAUUGUCAGCGUGUGUGUCAUUCUGCUGGAGCUCUGUUUGUGUAUCUGACAGCAGAACUGCCACUUACUGUGUUGUACAUGUCUUUGCCUUCAAGAAAGCUGCUACAGUAUAUCUGGUUGUAUUGCAGACUGAGUGUGUGUGUGUCUAUGUAUGUUUCACCCGCUUGUUUUUAUCUUUUACUUAUGUUUUUUUUUUUUCUCAGUUGCUCUUUGCAGUCUAAGCCAGGGUUUUAUCACAAAGCACCUCAGUCCAGUUCAUACACACAAGUGGGAGAAUAGGAUGGACGCGAUUCUCGCUAAGCGUUCUCUGAGAAAGUACCUUUGUCCUGCAUUUAUAAUUAUUAUUUUAUAACCACACUUGUAUCUAUAGGGACGUUUACAAAACACCAAUGCACAUAGUUUUCAUAUCAGCGUCCAAAUACACUUAAUUGUGCUCUGGUUCUGUCAAUGAAACAUUACAACAGUAAAAGUUUCAAAGCUUGCAUUAAUUGACCUGCUUAAUGUUUACUUUUGGCACAUGAAUAGGAACAUAGACUCUUGCCAUUAUUUUAUGUCUUGAUUUUCAAGAUUUAUAACACACACUUGUGAUUUCAGCUUUAAACAUAGAAAAUUACGGGCACCAAUUAAUCUGUGAAUUAGUAGGGCUGGUGGCUGUGAGAUUAUAUUUUGUUUAGCCAGUUUAUGGAUUAUUGGGUGUGUUAGUUCAGCAAAACAUUUGUUUUUGCUAAUUUCACACAGCUUUGUGAUACAAUCUUGUGUAAUGUGUGUAAAUAAUGUAGGUGCUGUUAUGUGGUACAUAUUGUAAAAAGUGCUAAUCCAUGGGGAUGUUCUUGUACAAUAAUGAUUCUGAAAUUAAAAUAACAUUAAGUUGC